GGAAUGGAGCAACGCCCUUGUUUGAGCAAUAACCGUUACACGCAUGCCUUUAUGGGAUAGACGGUUUCGCUAUUAGCAGUCAUUAACGUUAACGACUUGAUGUUAACACCUUUUUAAGUUGUGAUCAUAUUCGAGUUGCUGAUGAUUGCCAAUGGAUACUUGUUUAGACUAUAGAGGAGAAACUAUUUGAUCUGACUUGCACCCUCUUGAGCGUUUUUCUUUCGGCUUUGGAUCUAUAUCACGCUGCAGGUUAAAAACACUGAACAUUUUUUUAAAGCAACUAUCGACAACAAACAAGAAAAACAGAAAACAAAAGUUAAAAUCAUCACUAGACGGACGAUUCAUCACUUUUUUGCGUUUUAUUUACAAUGUUCAAAUUUGAUAAGUCGCAAUAGUCACUGUUGAUACUCGUUCAUUGGAAGACUCAUCUGGAUUUCUUUCAUUGCAUUCGUCAAAUCACAACAAAAUGUCGCUGCCAGGGUGACGAUACAUUUAUUUGAACUGGUGAAUUGACUAUAUUAUCAAUUAAUGAUAUGAAGGCCUAUCCAGCACAAUAAUUAAUUGUUCAUGAUUAGCUAAACGUUGUUAGCUAAUGGAUUGCUGAUGCCAGACGUGGAUCCUACACUCUUGUUUUGUUCUCGAUUUGCUUGAAAGGUCCACCAGAUACUCGUCAUCAUGGCGCUUGCUGUAAACUCGAGAUUCUCUUCACGACCGUCCUACUACGCAGAGGAAAGCCAACCAGCCGCCGAGACUCGACCCUUCUCCUACCUCAAUCGUCCUGGUAACCCUCGGGUACCUGCGGUUAUACGCGAUCAACCACGCGUCGAUUCGGACAUAUAUUUUUCGACUCCGAAUGUAGCGGAAUACGGCGGUGAGCGUCCUCCACCUCGACCUCCACGUUCGCCGAAAUUCACCAGGGUUUCUCCAUCGAAGCCUCCUCGAACGCCGCCAAGGUCUCCACUAGCUGGAAGGGCUCACUUGGCAUAUACUCAAUCCGAUUCGGAUUUACAUAGUCAUGCCGGUCUUCGAGUACCCGGUCAGGCAAGGACACCACCUCCGUUAACUCCUCCUCAUGGGUUCGGAUCCAAACAGCGUUUCUUUCCUUGUGAAGAGAGGCUCCCACGAUCGCCUAGGAUCCCACCUAGGAGCUUCCACCCUCCUGAUGACACACCCGCUGUUCCUCCAAGAUCUCCACGGCUUCCCCCAAAGCCGAUGAAGCUCUCUCAGCUCCCACCUCCCAUACCCCAACCCCUCGCUGGCAGAUCUAUUUCAAACCGAUCGGACAGGUCGGAGCGCGCCAUCUUGCAUGACCCACGAACCGACGUCAAGAAGAUGACGCGACAGACAAGUGCAGAUACUGUUCGGAUCGCUGCCCAGACCGAGAGAGAACUGCUCAGAUCCGCGCCUCCACCUCCUAAAUCUACCCCACCGAUCAUGGAACAGCCAAAGUCAUCUCGAAUUCCGACCGACGAAGUGCAGAACGGAGGAAAAGGUGGAAAGGGGUCGAAAUCAAAUAAAAAUAACAAGGCAGGUAAUCGGGAGGCGUUUGAGAUGGAAAACCCCAAAGAAAAGAAAGGUUGUUGCAAUCAGUGUGCGAGAAUUUGUGUCGAUGAUGGUCCAGAGUUCAUCAUAGAGCUGUGCCUCGACUGAAGACAUUCGCAUUCGGUUGCACCUGACAUACAGCUCGAAUGGAGUAUCAUCUGUUUGCGUAAGGUAUACCUGACUGGUCAAGACAUCACACGACGCUAAUGCACAAUCUUGCACGACCAUUUUCUAAAGUAAUUUGGUUUGACAGUGGGAAAUGCAUUCCAAUCCAAUAUGUCGAUGAUCUAAGAACGGUUUGACAAACACAGAAUGAACACAGGAUACUUAUUUUCCAUCGUGGCUAGCGAAGACCAAAAGGAUGAUGGUGAUUGAAAGAAAAAACCUUGACCUCGACCGUGGAAACUUCAUUCCUAUCUGACCGGUGACUACCAUAUCUACUGUAUCACAGAAAGUAGAACGAGUAAGGAAACUUAUCACCAUAAUUUUAGAUAGCUAAACAGAUCGCCAACGUCGACUAAAAAGAAAAUGACACUUAAAAGCAACAAAAAAGUUAGGAACGAGUUUUCGUGCUAUAUUCUUAACAACUGUAUUCUAAGUCAACAAGAGACUGGUAAGGACUAGCGGAAUAUAAAGACAACUUUAGGUGACGAGCGGAUAUGACCUUCAGCUGUUCAAAUUCGUUAAGCAAAGCUUGAACGUUUUUGUUUGGUUUUAACAAAGAAGCCAUUACCGUUGAGGUAACAGAACUGCCCCGAUGUUACAGUGCCACAUCGUAACAGAGUGUGACGUUUUGUGGUGUCGUGGGUUACACAGAUAGCAUACGGAAGCGAGUUGUACCGUCGAUCACAUCAUAUUGACUCAUAUCUUCUGCGAUUGGUGAAUGCUUAGAGUGUGGACCAUAAUGUCGAACUUCAUUACUUGCCAUGGAUUGACAACGACAACAUUUUAGUUGCAUUAUUACUGUAAUAGGUUACGCAUAGGGAGACCUUCAAGGCAUAUUAUUGAUCAUACUUACGAAUAUUGGUAUUUACCAAAGGAUGUUAUUGUGCUCAUAUUCAAACAAAAAUACACGUUGUACUGACUUUUUUUACCAGUUGUUUAGCGAGGGCCACUGGGGAAGGGCACCGUAAAUAUCACGUGUAUAAAGUGCGAGAGGGCGAGGCCAUAGAGUGGGGUCCGGGAGGCAAAGAAGGGGGUCGAAUUAUUUCGUUCCCUUUCGUUUCCCUCUCUCUUCCCCAUUUUCUUUCUAUUUUGUUAGAAAUUCAGAAGUGGUAUGUGCCCAGUGACCCCCAUAGUGACGCCAUUAUAUCUUACAUUAAGUAUGCAAUGAACGAAUCAAGUCGAUGACAUCGUUGGGAAUAACCUUCGCCUUAGGUAUCAGGUAUAUCAGUCUGUAAUCGUUUACAUUAUUAUCAAUUCUGCUGAUUGAACAGCAUCCUUGGCUACACAUUAUAUCCUCCUUUAAAGUAUAAUGUCACCGUUUCUGAGCUGGAAUUUUGGUUAGAUGUUGUAUAUGAACAUUAUCGCAAUUAUCAUUAUGGUAUGGAAAGUCUAAUGUUUAUUACUAAUUGGUGUAAAAGACAAUGACAUCUUUUUGCCAUCAAAACUUGGACAGAUAAACUCGCAUUUAGCAGUCACUCUUCAUCUUGUUGCUUCCGUAUUCUUGGUAAAAUGAAAUUUAUAUCAAUUACAUUGAUAUUCCUUGAUACAGGGCUAACCACAACCGCAAUUUUGAUCGCUAGAGACUGAUAAAAAAAAAUGACAGCUAGAAAAAUCAAUGAGAUGUGAAUUUUUGUGAGUUAAUAUCCUUUGUAGUGGUGAUUUUACAAGGUUCCUUGUUUCGGAAUUUAGUGGUUACCGUUGAGGCAUUGUUAUGAGAGAGAGAGAGAGAGAGAGAGAGCGAAAUAUUUAAUUGCUAGUCUUUAGACAAUUGUCAAGCCACAGAGAGAUUUCGUACAUUUUUUAAAUGGAAAUAAAUCCCUGAUCCCUUGGACUCUUUUUUUUUUGUUUCACAAGGGAGACCCAGUGGGGCAAUUGAAUUUGACAUUUAAAUGUUGUUUUUUCUAUCAAAUAGUCUUGCGGUCUUCGAUUCGCUCGAACAGGAAAUGUUGGCAAAUAUAUUAUACAUGUAAUUAUUAGAGCCUUUAUCGAGAAAUGUAAACAAUUAAUACUUUUCUUUCUUUUGCUUCUUGGAAAAUUUCGGCUGGUUUUUCGGAAAAUUUCUUGACUGAUCUUCGAAAAAAUGCUCCCCAAUUUCAUCCAAAAUGUUUAGUGGGAUUCCUAUGCUCAAUCGAUGGCAGGUAUGAAUAAUACAGGCUAACUUUCAUGUAAAAAGGAUUUUAUUUUCAGUAUCCUUCGUGAAAUUCAAUUCCUGAUAAUUAAAUGUAGUUCUGAGUUGUACAAAGUAGCAUGACUUUAUAUCCCUUUUCUGGCAAUUACCAGAAUGAUAUAAGCCAUUCUAUUUUGAGUUGAGUUUGACAUUACUAUCGGGUUGAAAUGAAGAAUAACAAAUAAGUUACUGAGAUUCCAAUGUGACUUCAGAGCUAGGUUAAGAAUCUGUCACCUCAUUAUUUGUAUCCUCCGCCCUUAUAGUUGGUUAGCGGAUACAUAGUGUGUCUCCUGUCAAUGUUUCUAGCAAAAAAAUUACAAAUUAAAGGGGCCCUUUAUGGUGUAUUUCCUUCCACCCUCACUCUUCGUCGCCUUACAGAUCUCACCCCUUAACACCUGCAGGGAGACUACAAGAUAGGUUACAGAAUGCACGAACUCCCCUUCUAGAAUUGAUUUUCUUUUUUUUGAUAACUUUAUUGAACGGCAAACAAAAGAUGACAUCAUAAUGAAAUGUGAUAUUAGCCCUGAUCCAUAAUACAGAAUAGCUAUGUAAGGUAUAGGUCAUUUAGGGCCCCUGUUUUAGGUCAAGUAUUAUGAUUUCAAAUUGUUAAUAUUUCAAAGAUUUUGGCAAGCAAAUAGUUUAAAAGUUGACUUUUGUGUGUGCAAGUCUUAUUGCUGGCGACUUUGAUAUAUUAAACGUAUCUUUUAAAUGAGUUAAAUUCAAAGCGAGAAAAGACACAUGAGAAAUGUUAAAAGACAAGCAGGGUAGUAGUUGAAUAUGCAUUCGAUUGCUUGUAAUUUUUUCCAUUCUUUCUUCAUGAAUGAAUCUUUCUUGAAUGCGAGUCUCGUUUUAUGAAAAGUAAUAUGUUUCAGUGCAAUAAACAUCAUAUUAUUUUAUAGAAAUCAGAGUGACUAUGAAUUUCGUCUCGUCUCGCAUGAACCUUUUUAUCUGUUUGUCUCUGUCGGUCUCUCAUUAUAUAUCUCUCUCUCUUUCUCUCUCUCUCUCUCUCUCUCUCUCCUCACUGUGUUUCUCCGUGUCUGUUUGUCUCUUUUUCGACCUCUUUGUCUCCCCCUCCCCCUUCUUUCUUAAGCAAUAUAUUAUGUCCAUCUAUUUC
Strongylocentrotus purpuratus (purple sea urchin) is the source of this 4988-nucleotide messenger RNA. Its product is annotated as formin-like protein 14. The transcript has 2 exons. Bases 676 to 1650 code for a protein of 324 amino acids. NCBI's taxonomy places the organism in Eukaryota, Metazoa, Echinodermata, Echinoidea, Camarodonta, Strongylocentrotidae. The record is from RefSeq and is a predicted model, not a curated record.